Molecule: messenger RNA, 6475 nt
Organism: Myripristis murdjan (pinecone soldierfish)
Lineage: Eukaryota; Metazoa; Chordata; Actinopteri; Holocentriformes; Holocentridae
Gene: fnip1
Product: folliculin interacting protein 1
Exons: 18
Coding region: 82-4005 (1307 amino acids)
Cellular component (GO): cytoplasm
Molecular function (GO): ATPase inhibitor activity; protein-folding chaperone binding
Source: RefSeq, a predicted model, not a curated record
GAGACAGUUACAAGGAACAAGAUUUGCUCUUGGAUUUGAAAAGGAAAGAGACCUUAUGUACCGAAUUAAUUUUGGUACAAAAUGCCUCCGACUCUUUUUCAGAAACUUUUUAACAAAAGAAAUGCAUUUUCACCGCCCCCGAGAUGUAGCAAAGAGGACCCAGCUUUCAGCUGGCCCAUCCCCCAGCUGGAGCCCAGUCAGAUCAGGUUGAUAGUGUACCAAGACUGUGAGCGACGCGGCAGAAAUGUCCUCUUCGACUCCAAUGCCAAAAAGAGGGGCACAGAGGAAACCCCCAUCACUAGCGUGUGCAGUGAGGGCCAGGUGAAGAUGUUUGGGAAGUGCUGCCAGCUCCGUCCUACAGGGGGCAGCAGCAGCUCCUUGGACAGCUCCUCCUCCUGCGCCUCUGAGUCACGGGAAACCAAGGAGCAGGGCCUCCGCUUCCAGGGUUCAAGGUGUUCCUCCGACGUGGUCAUGCUGGGUGAGAUGAUGUUCGGGUCUGUGGCCAUGAGCUACAAAGGCUCCACUCUGAAAAUCCACCAGAUUAGAUCGCCGCCCCAGCUAAUGCUGAGUAAGGUCUUCACUGCUAGGACAGGAGGCAGCGUGUACGGCAGCCUCAACACGUUACAGGACAGCCUUGAGUUCAUUGGACAGGACUCAAACACCCUGAGGCCCGACCAGAACACCGGGGCCAACGGUCUCCUAGGGAACAUAGGAUUUUCUCAGCUCUGCAGCCCUCGACGGGCCUUCUCUGAACAGGGCCCUCUGCGCCUCAUCAAGAGCGCCUCUUUCUUUUCAGGUCACAGCCACCCCAUGGACAUGCCUGGCCGAGGGCUGUACGACGAGAGGGACAGUGGCAUCGCCAGGUCAGCCUCUCUGAGCAGCCUGUUGAUCACUCCCUUCCCGUCUCCUGGCUCCUCGCUGACCAGCAGCUGUGCGUCUAGCUACCAGCGCCGGUGGCUCCGCAGUCAGACCACCAGCCUGGAGAACGGGGUCUUCCCUCGAUGGUCGGUGGAGGAGAGCUUCAACAUGUCUGACGAGAGCGGCGGCCCCAGCCUCGGUGUGGCCCGCAAGAAGAAGAUCGCCAUUGGGGUCAUCUUCCUGCUUUCCCCCGACAACGAGGAGAACAGCCGCUUCCAGGACUUCUUCUUCUCCCACUUUCCUCUCUUUGAAAGCCACAUGAACAAACUCAAGAGCGCCAUCGAACAGGCCAUGAAGAUGAGUCGUCGGUCAGCUGAUGCCAGCCAAAGGGCAUUGGCUUACAGCCGAAUGGUGGAUGGACUCAACGAGUUCAGGACGACCAUCUGUGACCUCUAUACCAUGCCGCGGGUGGCCGAGCCUGUCUGGCUGACGAUGAUGUCUGGAGCCCCGGAGAAGAACCAGCUCUGCGGCCAUUUCAUGAGGGAGCUCUCCAUGCUGAUGGAGCAGACCUCCAAGAACCAAUUCCUCCCUGCCUUGUUGACAGCCAUCUUGACCAAUCAUCUGGCCUGGGUGCCCACCGUAAUGCCCAAUGGUCAGCCUCCAAUCAAGAUCUUCCUGGAGAAGCACUCCUCACAGAGCGUUGACAUGCUGGCCAAGACACACCCCUACAACCCACUCUGGGCACAGCUAGGUGACCUGUAUGGUGCCAUUGGCUCACCUGUACGUCUGUCGAGGACAGUGGUGGUUGGCCGCAAACAGGAUCUGGUCCAGAGGCUCCUCUACGUCCUCACCUACUUCAUCCGCUGCUCCGAGCUCCUGGAGACCCACAUGCUGGACAGUGCUGAGGAUGAAGCCAUUGUUAUGCCUGGCUCCCUCAUCACCACCUCCUUGAGGAGAGGAGAGGUCGAGGAGUCAGACUAUGUCCUGGUAACCGUCCACAAACCCAGCGGGGACUACCUGUCCCAGGGGGCCCAAGGCGGGCAAGCUGAGGCCGAGGACAGCAGCUACCCCUCGGAUAACAGCCUCCAGAGCAGCACUUACACAGACACGGAGGUUGAGCCUGGUGCCGGGGACACGCCUAAGGAGGAGGAUGAAGAGGAAGAUGAGGAAGAUGAGGACAGUAGUGAGAGUCAAGGGUCCAGGAGCAGUGUGGUUCAGACGGGACACAGCGAGAGUCACUGCCGGAGUCAGGGCACCCUGCUUAUCACCAGGACUGCAGAGGCAACUGAAACCAGGGAGCUGCGCAAGGAGUCUGGCAGCCCGCUGCACACUGAGGCCAGACUGGAGACAGUGGUGUGUGUCGGCUCGGCGUCCCCCAGGGAGCAGACCUGUGUGCUGGAUGCAGAGACCAAGAGCAACCUGGAGUCUCUGGUCCCAUUCAUACCAACAGCCCUAACACCAGACCCAUCCUCACCUCCCACCAGCCAAGAGGGGAAGGACAUUGAAGCAGAGGCCAGGAUGGAGGCAGGGGUUGGGAACCAGCCUAUAAAAGUGCUGGCUCCACGAACCUUGGGAAUCCCUCUGGAGAAGAAGCCCCCAGAUAAGAACCUGCCUGCUGCGGUGCCGGUCCCAGGUAUGCCAGGAAACACAGCGACAGGGCCCAUGGUGCUGACACUUACUGAAGAGGAAGAGCCGGCCACAAAAGUUACUUUUCUGAUUGGAGACUCGAUGUCUCCAGAGUCAGACACGGAGAGCCGCGGAAGGAAAAUGGAGGAGGACAUCAAAAAGCACAAAAAACACCUCAAGGAUAAACAGCUGCUGCCUGAGCAACAACAGCAACAACUAAAGCAUCAUCAAGGACAACAUUAUCAACAACAGCCACAGCAGCAGCAGAAGGGAGCAGAUUCAAAGACCAGCAACAACAGUGCAACAUCAGAGGACCAAACCAAACAGACCAAGGAGGCUCCAGCCCUGCAGCGGGUCUCCAGUAAAAUGCCCCAGUGGAGCCCCGAAUAUAUGGACUACAGCGAGUUUGAUGAGUAUUUCUGCUCAGAGAACCCUGUUGAGACCAGGACUAUAGACGAUGUGGCCAAACAACGGCAGGACGCCAGUGCCACGAACAAAAAGCACAAAGAGUUGCUAGACCCCUCGGGAACCCCUACAUCAAGUGACUUGGAGGGUCCUGGCUUUCAGGGUGCAGGCCGGGGUUUGGGUUUGGGUUUUGGUCUGGGUCUAGGUCUGAGUCCAGGUAGUGGAGAUGUAGGGUCCUGCACAACAGGGGACAGGAAGGGGGAGAGUUCAAUUGAGGUCCAGGGAAGGUGUAGGUGUGGGUCUACAGACUCUGUUGAGACCUGCUGCUGCAGGGGCUGUUCUGCUGAGCAGGACAAGGGCAUCGUUGUGUCAGUCGCCGUCCCCCAAGAUGGCAAAAACAACAGCAGCAACAACAAAGGGGACCAAAAGAGGAAGGCGGCGCCAGUCAACGACUGGGAGAUCCCGCGUAACGAGAGCUCAGACAGCGCGCUGGGGGACAGUGAGAGCGAGGAGACGGAGGAUUGGCAAGAGGAAGUGGUGGUGCCCUUCCCUGGAUCAAAGUUGGUGGAGAACUACUCAAAGCCAAGUAUUGCCAAUUUUGGCCGGUCUCUAUUUGGAGGCUACUGCCCCACCUACGUGCCAGACUUUGUACUACAUGGGAUGCCUAGCGAUGAGAAGUUACGGCAGAGCCUCAUGGCUGAAUUGACCCAUGCUGUACAGCAUCCAGUAUUGGAUGAGCCCAUAGCGGAGGCUGUCUGCAUUAUAGCAGACACAGACAAGUGGACAGUGCAGGUGGCCAGCAGCCAGAGACGGGCCACAGAUGUCAACAAGCUGGGGAAGGAAGUCCUGGUGUCCAGCCUGGUUUCAAGCUUACUGCAGUCCACUCACCAGCUCUACAAACUCAACCUCUCACCCAACUUUUGUAUAAUGCACCUUGAGGACCGUCUGCAGGAGAUCUACUUCAAGAGUAAAAUGCUGGCUGAGUAUUUGAAGGGCCAGACUAGAGUCCAUGUCAAAGAGCUAGGCAUGGUCCUAGGAAUUGAGUCCAGCGACCUUCCCCUGUUGGCUGCGGUGGCCAGCACUCACUCUCCCUACGUGGCACAGAUCCUACUGUGAGACUGCAACAGCACCGAGGUCCCAAGCAGCUGGCCGGCCGAAGAAAGACUGGGUGGUGCCGCUCUGGCCCCACAAUGGCUGCCCGUGCUCCACAGGUGCCCCGACAGGGCUUCCUGACCUGUGUGCUGGGGCUAGAGCAGGGCGUGUUGGACUAAGCCCAUAGCCAGCGCCUCCCCUCAUCACAGAGCCGGUGGCUGCUGCUGCUGCUGCUAAAUUUGGUGCAAUACUGACUUUGUACCACUAGGGGGAGUCAGAGACCACAGUCACAUAGGUGGAGCGAGGCUCUGCUCAUGACUGGAGCAUCCCUGAAAUGACCUUCUCCUGUUUUUUGAAUGUUUCUUUUAAAACAGGACUUUUUUUGGACACAGAAGCCAAAGACUUUAUUAAUUUUUCCAGUUGAGAAUGGAAAUUUAAGAUAUCUAUAAUUUUUUUCUUUUCUUUUUUUUCUGUACAAUCUUAAACCCAGUCGAAGGAAGCAAAAGGACUACGUGUUUAAGGGAAUUGAAUGGACUCUUUUUUUUUUUCUUUUUUUUUUUUUAACUUUAUGGUUAAUAUCAUUGAGAAUAUUAUCAAUCUCACUUAUGCCAAUUUAUGUCAUAUUGUUUAUCCUCAUGUAUUUGUUUACAAGCAAACUUUCCCUGAGAUAUCUCAAUGAUAAAUUCUUUCUUUAUUCUUUGUUAAAUUACAAUGCCUCCAUAAAUUCUGACUUUAAAGCCUAUUUUUGGGCAUGAGGGGGUGAUCGAUGCACACAGUAAUUUUUAGUUCUCUACAAGCUGGUUUUGAAAUGGCAAAAGGUGGCUUUGACAUUCUUAUCAUAGGUACAGCACUACCUCAGAUCUUAAUAUGGGCGAUGGCUACUACAUGCAUUUACAGUUGCCCCAUAGCAAACCCUGAGGUAUCAUUUUUAUGCUAUUUUAAUCAGAGGAAUGUCAGCUUGAACUGUGCGCAGACUCUAUGCUGUGUUCUUUGUGAAAAAGGGAAGACUGUUUUAUUCCUUAAGUUGAUCGUUGGUCAAAACAAACAAACAAACAAACAAAAAAAAACUGCAUAUUUUUGCUUCAGAAUGUGAUUAAUUAAAAUGGGUCCCUUUCUACUGUGGAAAAGCUAAAACAUUGCAUUAUCUAUAUCUAUUUUAAAACCAAAAUGCUGAGAUAUUUUCACACUUUUAUAGCUUCGCCACCUUCAUACGAUGUUUACGGCUCUCACGUUUGCUUCAGAGACGGGAGUAGAGAAACAGAGUAGGCCUUACAGCACGUUAAUAUAUGUAUCAGUCACACACUAUUUUCAGGCAACUCGUGUUCGGAUGACGUUUUUAUUCACAAUACCACAACAUGCAAAACAAAAAAAACAACAGUAGCACGCUUACUGUUUUGGUCUCUUUUUUAAAAAUUUAUUUUAUUUUAUUUUACCAUUCUGUAGUUUUUCAUGACAUUGAUGCGUGUGUGAGUUUGGAGGUUAUGCCAUAUAACCAGGGUGCGAUUUGCCGGGGGAAACUGGUUGCUCUCCCAGCUUCUCCUUUUUGGUAAUAUUUCAUCUCCAGUGAGGCGUCUUUUUUUUUCUUUUUUUAAUGAAAGCCAACCACUGAAAACAUUUAAAAACCCACUGGAAGUGCAUCUAUAUUCUCUCAGCUGUGUAGCAGCCUAAACCGACCACGUUACUUUGUUUUGUACACUUACGUACACGUCUUAGAAUUAGACACAAAGAGACAAAGCAUGAAUUUAAGAAUGGCCCCCAUUAACUCUGUUCAGCCAGCUUUAACCUGUGAGUGGUUUCUGGUGAGCAGUAUUAUUUUAAGCUGUUCUUUAUUGGCUGCCACAGCAUGACAAAUCCCUUUGGCUGUGGCCAAAUUGAUACAAAAUAUAUUUUAAGAUUAGCAUGUGGCUUAGGUAAAUGCUUUCUCGCUUCCUCAAAUAAUGUAUGUAACUGAUUGAUAGGCCUUAGGUGUACAGUGUAUGCCACAAUGUAUGUUGAUAAUUAGACAAUGCAGAAUGAAAUGGCAAUUUUCUCCCAUUCAAAGUGUUCCCCCUACCCUUGUUUCUCUUUCUUUUUUUCCUUUUUUUUUUUUUUUUUUUUUUUUUUUAAAAAACCAAAUCGCACCCUGAAUAUGACCCAAGUCUUAAUGGACAUGGCAUGAAUGCAUCAGAGGCUUCUGGAGAAGUUGUUUUGCUGGUCAAAUUGAUAUAUACAUGCUUGUUACUGUAUGGAAGAUGCUCUGCUAUAUCAGCCUACAUUUUGUACAACCCCCCGCCAUUACGUUUAAAAGGGUAUACAUUUGUAUCUGCUUCUCCCUCUUUGUAUAUGAUUUAAAUUAUUAAGGUAGGUCAUGGUGUGUGUAACGGUUCGUGUAAAUUGUACAUACUCAGUUUAUUUCCAUUUAUUUGUACAGACUGUCUUUAAGAAUUGUCCCCUCGAAUUAUUCUUUUCCCAAUUUUAUGGGAAUGUUGUGCAAUAAAGAUGCUGAUGCUAGGAA